UGACCGUAGCGUAAUUGAGGCGAAACGGGAAGAAAGUUAAUGGACGUGAUUGUCUAAACAUAGAUUCUUAACGCUACCAUUUUUGACUGAAACAUGUUUUAGAUGAGAUCAGCGAAGAUGGAAGGCUAUACGAAUGAAGAUGAGAAUUUCACCAGACUUCUGUUGUUACUGAUGAAAUGUGGAACUCCGGUAGCUGUUGAAUUGCUCAUUGAUAGAAAGAAUGCGUUGUCGCCAUCAACUUAUAAGCCUGAUCCAUGGACACUGCAUGAAUUUCUUAAAGACAAAGAGGAUAGCAUCACCAAACGAAUAAAAACACAACAUAUAAUGAAACAAAAAAGCAUAUUAGAGAAACUCUUUCCAAAAGAUCAAAACGAUCUCAAUCCGAACGAGUGGGAUUUACCUUUGCUAAUAUUUGUCAUAACAACAUGUUGUCAAAUGUCGUCAGGAGAUUUCAUUGUUCAACACUUGUAUAAAAUGAAAGAAGUGAGGAAUACGCUUUGUCAUACCAAUCGUCCAUCCAUAUCGACGGCUAAAUAUGAAACAAUGAGAGACAGAGUUCAUGGAGCUAUUAAAGAAAUUCUGAACUACAUCGACAAUAGCAGCUUAAGAGAAAGAAUUAAGGAAGAGAUGCGAAAAUACAAAAAGGAUGCAAUAGGUUCGCUGACAGCUUUCAAAACAAGUUUAGACGAAUGGUUUAACCAUGAAAGGCAACAAACAGACAUUCUGCUUGAACUUAAAGAAGACGUUGCUAAAGUUGGCGAAAAAGUGACACAAGUUGACGAAAAAGUGACACAAGUUGACGAAAAAGUGACACAAGUUGACGUAAAAGUGGCAGAAGUUUUAAAACUUGGUGAAGCCCUUCAGACUAUGCUUAAUGUUGUUAGGAUUGGGAUCUGUCAGAGCGAUCUUGGGAAUAAGAUUCCAGUCCCUGUUACCAGUGCCCCGAUGAUAACAAUCAGCAGGACCGAAGAGGUGAAGGAAGCGGCUCUUCUUUUCAUAAGUGCAUGGUCGGACCAUUCUUCGAAAGAAGGCAUACAACAGGCAAUACAUGAGGCGAUGACGCGUAUUUGGGGAACCAACGAAUGUGUCGAUGUCAAACUUGCUUGCGUGCUUUUUGAGAUCAAGUGUCCAUCCCUUGAAGCCUUAGUAUCGCUUCUUGAAGACUGUGCCUCUGGAAAAUUGACAACUUUUGUGAAACCUGUCGAAACGGAAAUGCGAAAGGAAGAUAGAUGGAAGAAUAUCGAACUGGACGUGACAUUAAACGAAACGGAAUUAAAGAAAACUAUCGACGAUAUCAUUAGCGAGGCAGAACUGAUUAGGUUGGAUGAAAACGCGCAAUUAGAUGAGCCAAUGAAUGAGACUACAGAUUCAGCAACUGGAUGCUUUGAAAACACCGAUGAAUUGAGAACACACGAGCAAAAACAGCUUGCAUUGAACGAGAUAUUCACCUCAUCUGAUAUGGACAGAAGGCAGUUGAAGAAUAAAAUCAUCAUAUCUUAUGCGUUACACGAGGAUGUUGAUGAAAUCAAAAUAGAGACUGCUCUGAACAGUUAUUCUAUUGAAAAAAUAGAAACAAACGAAAAAAACAAAGUGGCUGUGAUUGAAUUGAAAGAUUCAAAUGAGGCAAUGGCGAUUUUACAAAAACGCCCAGUGUUGAUAGACAACGGUCAAGUGCAAGUUGAAAUGUUUGUUCCGGAGCCUAUGCAUACCGUCAUGGUUGAAUUUGGUACACAAGACCGAGAUGACCCAGAGACAACUUUGAACGAUCUGGUUGUGUAUUUGGAUGGAAAAACUAACUGUUACGUUUCUGAGGAAACCUCAUGGUAUGAUCCCGGUCUGGAUAAAUUCUUCGUGACUUUGGAUGACCCGGACGACGUAGGCAAUGUCGUUUCGAAGAGGAAACACAACAUAAACGGAAGAUUCGUGACUGUUUCUCGGUUUAAAUACACACUGAAAAACGACCCGGAAGAAGUUGAGGAGGAGUUAUUUUGUGGAAAUGUUGUUAAAGUUGUCGGUGUUAAAAGUGCUGAAAGUCGAGAUAUAAUAAUGCUAUACUUUGAGGACAAAGACCAGUCGGGCGGAGGCGAUGUUCAUGAUGUUGAAAGCGAUAGUGAAAAUGAGGACGUCAUCUAUAUAAGAUUUAAAAGAGUAGAUGAUGCUCAAGCGGUUGCCCGCAAAAGAAGGCAUGAUGUUGCAGAUGCAAAGCUGUCAACAACAUUACACAAUAUUCCACGAACACAGCGCGUUUACAAAGACAAACUGCUCAUAAAAUGUUUGCCGAACUUGAAGAAUCUUGAAGAUGGUCUUGGCAUAUAUCUUAAGACUGUCGGGAAGUGUGUUGUAGUAAAGGGCAGUCUCGUGAUGCAUUGUGAGCACAAAGAUAUUGGGAUGGUCACUACGGAACAAGAAAUAGAUUUUGAUCGCUUGAAAGACAAAUGUAAGGAAAGGAAAUUGGCUGGUAAGAAAUUACGAUGUUCGAGUGUACCGAUGACGAAGACAAUCCUAGUGGCAUCCACAAAUGAAUGGAGAGUACGGCGAAUUUUGAAAAGCAAGCAGUUUAGCCUUGAAGGGCAAAUUGACACUAUUGCAGAAUAUUCGAAUGUUUGCGCUGUGUCAUUCAAAGAUCAUGACAGUGUUGAAAUAGUGUUGAAAAAGGGACUUACGUUGGGAAAGCAACAACUGAGGGUGACUCGGUAUUUCGAAUGCAUCGGUAAAGGUGAAGAUGGCACUGUAUUACCAAAGCAAACACCACCUGCCAAGGAAAAGAGCUUAUUUUUGCCUUCGACAAGCACUGUUCCACCUUUUGGACUCCCCUUAUAUUGUCACACAACGUUCAACAGUACAAGAAUAUACGCCUAUCAUGGCGACAUUACCACGUUAUCGGUAGACGUAAUUGUCAACCCCUCCGAUUCCCGCUUGACGAUGCUAGGACUGCUUGGGAAAGAAAUUGAAAAUCGUGGAGGACGUGAUGUUGUCGAGGAAUGCAAAAUUCGUGUCCUCGAGGGACCGAUGGCAUCAACUGAUGUAUUUGUCUCGAAUGGUGGAAAGUUAAAAGCUGCGAAAAUAGCCCACAUUGUGACCCCGCAGUGGGAAGGUCUACCGGAGGAUGAAAGAAGCAUUCUUAGCGAAAUUGUGACGAACGUUUUGAUUACCGCCUCGAAAACUUUUAAGAAAAUUGCAUUCCCAGCGGUUGGAUGUGGUGUAGGAAAGUUUCCAAAAAAAAUCGCAACACAAGAAAUAGUCAGCGCAGCGAAGAAAUAUCUACAGGAGAACAAAGAAACUCCGCUGACAGAUUUAUACUUCUGCGACACAAACCAGGAAACGGUUGGCUACUUUACGAAUGCUAUGCAAAAGGAGUUUAGUGAAGGAAUUGUCGAAACAGCAGCUACUGGACAACAACGGUUUCAGCACUCGUUCCCAGAGAUGACACACGGCGAUAUUCUAGAACCAACCCGUCAUACACACCCAUCGAGAGAAAAGCGCACUACGAUGAUUGAUUCUCCAACCAGAAUCGAAAGACCUGCAGGACAAAGACGUUCAAAAGUAUGUUCUUCUACACAAAUCGGAGGCAUAACGAUUAAUCUUGUAACGGAAGAACUGGCAAAAUUUGAAGCUGACGUUCUGGUGAAUUCUACCUCACCGAACCUACAGUUAAAAUCUGGAGGUGGGGUUUCAGCCAGCAUUAGCAAAGAGGCUGGACCUGCAAUAGAGGAUGAAAUACGAAGAAAAUAUCCGGGCGGAAUUGAAGUGCUUGAAUUUGCAGAGACGUCUGGAUAUCGUUUGAAAUGCAAGAAAGUUUAUCAUGGCUCUGUGAUCAAGUAUAAUACGGAAUCGGAAUACAGACCCGAAGAGACCUUGACAAUGCUUAUGACCCAAUGUCUUGAGAGAGCGAACCUGAGUUACAAAUCGAUAGCUUUUCCUGCGAUCGGUACUGGUAACCAAGGGUUUCCUAAACAUGUAGUUGCUCGUGUGAUGUUCGCUGCCGUUGAAAGGUUCGCUCGUGAAAACCCAGAGCCUGUUCUCAACGUGGUAUCGUUUGUGAUAUUACCAGGCGAUAAAACUACUUUUCAGGCAUUCCAAGCAGAAAUGUUAAAUAGGAAAGAAUAGAAAUGCACUCAACCGUGACUUCAUGCGCGUCUGCAUUGUCAGACAAACGAGGAUUAUUUGUAAUUUACAGCAAAACAAACAUUGUCGCAUCGUCACUGUAGUUUCGAUUGCAGUAUUAUACUGUUGUCCUUUUGGUUAUGGGCAUGUCGUGAUCUUCUCGUUUUGUGUCCCUGUAUCUAAUUAGCGGUAUCAGGGUAUUGUAAUUUAACGUCUCUAUGUUGGUCAUGAUUAGGUUUAAUUGAUCGCCACAAUACAUAGUUUGGUCGUUUAAUUGUUUUAGCUCUGUAUUUCGACAAAAACAAAACAAUGUGUGAUAGUCUUGGUGACAUUGCUGUCCUCCAGAAACAUUUCCCUACGCCAUCACUAAAAAUACAAUAUGUUUACAUGUUACCAGUAACAACAGGCAAAUACGUAGCAAAUGUCAUGUCUCUGUCUUACCGUGCUAAUGUUUUUUUGUACAUCUGAAGAUCGAACGUUAUGAUCAGAUGUUUCAUUUAUAGAAAUAUAAAAUAAAAUUUUAGGUUGGGCUUUUUAUUAAUCAAUAGUGCUACGAGUGUUCUUUAAAAGUGUAUGUCUUAUGGUUAAUAUGCAAACCACAACAAAAACACAAAAUCCCUUUGUUUUAGCCCCCCCCCCCCCCCCCCAAUAAAAAAAUUGCCUUUUAUACAAAUACCUUCAAACAAAUAUCUUAAACCGCCCGUUUAACCUACGCUUGGUAUAUGUUAAAGGUGCUGAAGCAUUUUAUGUUUAAUUCAUUUCUUAUAAUAGAUGUCCGCACCGAAAGCACGUUCUUGAGACCAUGACAUAUUAAACUAAAGGUUUCCACAACCAAAAUCUAGUCUAAAUAAUUGAAAUUCAAUCACUAUUUUUCAUUCGUGUUUUGUUCGGAAAUAACAAUACCUCCUUAUUUUUGGGAGCUUGGUAAUUGCCAAGUAACAGGAAACUGCAUUUUCUACGCUACCAACAUAAACAAGAUCUUAUCAUUGAAAUAAUAACUAUUUUGGUUAUCUGCAUGCACGUUUUUCUUCUAAUUUCAUUGUGCCGACGUGAUGCUAUGCAUCAACUAUUUUCUUGUACUUAAUUGAACAGCUUUAAACAUCUUGCUUUUUUUCCUUUUAUCAUGAAUAAAACUCCGUAAAUAUCGGACAAUACUUCAAAGACGGGUUUUAAUCGAAUUGACAAUGCAAUUUGAAUUCUAAAAUAAAGGACAUUCUUACCUCAUUGAACAUUUAAAAUAGUGACUAGUGUGUAUGAGAUAUACUACUAAUUAAAUUACUUUCUCAAUACUCCUUCCACAAAAUAAUGAUAUUGCGGGAAGAAAGACUGGAGAAAUAUGUAACAGUAAAAGUGAAGGGUAAAAUGGCAGCUCAUCGUCACAUAACACAAAUAUAAAACAGAAAUAUAGAAUACACACACACACAAUCAAUCAAAAUAUACAUAGUUACAUUAAUUAUUACGCGUUUUAAAUGAUUUUUGUAUCAUAAAUCAGUGUACCCAUGUGAUGUUACUUUUUUAUUUGAUUAUAUAUAUAUUGAUUAUAUAUAUAAGAACUUUUCGAAGUACCCUCAUAUUUACUAAAAUACUUCUUGUGACCAGAUAUAACUGUUUCUCCUUUUCAUUACGUUUAUCAAGAUUGCAUUCUUUAAUAACGUUUUGCAAAUAAUUAGAAUUCUAUAUUGUUAGUAGAAUGUAAAACUUUUUAUUAUACUAUAUACCAUUUAUUGUAAUGUUUUAUUUGUUUGAUAUUGUGAGCUUUUGCAUUGUAUUCUUCAAUGUAUUGAUCCUUGUCAUAUUUACCUUAAUCAACCAAAUAAUCUGUUAAAAGUGACACUCGUAUUUAAAAUCAAUACAUACACAUGUAUAACAAACAUAAAUUUUGAGUGAUUAAGCUUUAUUUGCUUACUAAAUAAUGUAUUCAUGGAAAAUAUUAUUAACUGAUAACAAGAUUGUAACCUGUGAAUUUAUAGCUGAAAACGCACAAAUAUUAAAUGUCUCACGGGUCCGCAGAAAUUUACAAUGAUCAACUAUCGUCUCAUAACGUAGAAAUACCGUGUUUCUGCACCUUUCCUUUAAAUUAAACACAUGUAUCUUUCAUAAGAACCAUUGUUUUCUAUAUUUAUUCAACCUUUUCGGUAAAUUUAAAGUGACACUCUUAUUCAAAAUCAAUACAUACAUAUGUAAAAACAUACAUACAUUUUGAGUGAUACACCCUCAAGUACUUACUAAAUAAUGGAAAAUAUUAAUUACUAUAAACAAUAUUAUAACCAUGUAUUUAGUAGCAGAAAGUGCAAAAAUAUUUAAUGACUGGUGAAUGCUUAACUAUUUACCGCGAUCUACUAUGGUCUCAUAAGGUAGCAAUACCGUGUUUUCUGCACAUUUCUUUUAAAUUAAACUCGGUAUGCUUCAUAAGAACUAUUGUUUUCGACAUUUGUUCAUCCUUUUUGGUAUAUUUAAACAAUGUGUUAAAUGUGUUAAAUCUUAUGUGGGGGUAAUAGUGCAUCUUUAAACAAUUGUCUUCAUUGUGGUUCAUCUUAAUUGGAAGUAAGAGUGCAUCGUGAAGUAUAUACAUUCGAUAAAUAAAUGUUCCAUAUGAGGAAAUACCUGUCUUGGUUUGCAUGACAUAGUCCAAUUAAACUUAUUUUCAAGUGAUAAAUAACGAUCCCUAUCUUGUUGUUUAAAUAGUGUAAUAUACUUGUAUGACCAACUUGUUUUUUUGUUUUGUUUUUAUUAUUAUUAUUUCAUUUGUGUAUUUUUUUAAUAUAAUGGUUUUGAAUAUAUCAACAUUUUGAAUCCAACUAUAAAGCCGUCUAGAAUCCGUUUUCGUUCAAUAAUGUGUUUAAUUCUAGAAGUAAAAUUGAAUUUAAAGAAAAUCUGUAGAAAUGGUUAUUAUUCACGACAAACAUGUUGUCUUCCCUAGUUCAAUUCAAUAAUUUAUUUCUUCAAUACUGAAGAUAUAUGAAUAAGCUGGAUUAAUAUUUUUUUUUAUAAAUGACUGCACACUGUUUUUUGUAACUUAUUCGACAUGUGUUAGAGAUUUAUGUUAAUAAGGCAUCAAACUAAGUGUUAACAGUUAAUGUUUAUAAACGACCAAGAUUUUAGAGAAACAGAAAAUGAAAAUGUGAUGAUUUCUACUGAUUGAUAAAAAAAUCGUCCUUAUCGAUUUGUUAAGUUGCUCUUUUUAUUAUAAGUAGUAUUGUUAUUUUCAUGCGUAUAUUAGUAUAAGUAUUAGUUUUAUCAAAGGUAUUAGUAAUUUGGAUAUAGUGUGUAUUAAUACAAUUUGAUUUAAGCAGGUACACGUUAAAUAUGAAAUAAAAUGAAAAAACGUAAGCGUUUUUCCUGUAAACCAAUUGUUUUUUUUGGAAGAUGUUAAAAGUAACCUCUUAAGACGAAUACACUUAAAUAUGACAAACGUAGGGCAAUUUAAUGUACAUGUUUUUUUACAAUACUGUGCCUUACUUGUUGCAAUAUGGGAACAGCUUUCACAAUGAAUUCUCUAAAUUACCUUGGUUAUGUUAUAGUUUGGAAAUUGAAAAGGUCUGCUACUAUACCAUUGUUUUUUUUUGCAUCGUAUGUAAAAUAAAACGCUUCACCUUUUGUUAUAAGGUAUUUGCCAUAUAAGAUU
Messenger RNA from Mya arenaria, 7729 nucleotides. RefSeq lists its product as uncharacterized. The transcript is spliced from 21 exons. Gene Ontology annotation, cellular component: nucleus; cytoplasm. The record is from RefSeq and is a predicted model, not a curated record. Gene Ontology annotation, molecular function: transcription corepressor activity. Gene Ontology annotation, biological process: negative regulation of gene expression. NCBI's taxonomy places the organism in Eukaryota, Metazoa, Mollusca, Bivalvia, Myida, Myidae. Bases 103 to 4107 code for a protein of 1334 amino acids.